UCUUCCAACUCAACCGCCGCUUCCUGGCCGGCCCAGGCAGCCGCCUCAGGCCCCGCUCCUCACUGAACCGCUAUCCGCUUAUUAUUGUUAUCACACCGACUGAAGAGAGCUCCGCCCCGGCUGCGUGGAGCUGCCGCCGGGAUGAGCGGACGGAAAGGCUAAAAUUUCCACAUCCUCCGCAGAAGUCUCGCCGCUUGCAGCGCGGGGCUGAGCGAGGUGCAGUCUGAGGAGCUGCUGUGGUGAUGGUGUUGGACUUGGGCGCAGUCUUCAUGGAUCGGGUUGAGGGUGAAAGAAGCGCUGGGGACCUGUUGAAAACAGACGCUCGAGAAGAUCCACUCAAAACUGUUAAAAGGUGCGGCGUCACAAAAAAGGAGACGGUGUCACACAACGGGCUCGCAGCCCCGACGAGCUGCAGCAGCCAGGUAGUACAGAGAAGAUCAUCAACAUCAUCGUCAUCAAAAUGUGGGACUGCAUCCAGAACGCCACUCCGGAGGCCCCUCAGCCUGGAGGUGACAUCCCAGCGCAUGAGAGGGUCUCAGGAGCAGAUGGUGGACCGGAGGAUCCUACAGCCUCCUUGGCGCAGUGGUACGGCUGCCCCCUCCCCCCCGGCUCGUAGCUUGACCAGCCCCAGCCUGGGGGCGAGUGGCUGGAUGCGGCGUAGUGAAAGCACCUGCUCCGUGAACUACUCCCUGGGGCUGCGGGGCAGUAAGGGGCAAAUGCGACCGGCCACCUCCCUCCCUCAUAUUGCUAAAGGAGUGGGUGGUUCAACACUCCCUACAGCCACCAGGCCCUGCCUGCUCGUUGCCCUCAGACCUCUAAACUUGGAGCAGGAGAAGCUCGCUUUCUUCCAGUCUGACUACAAGUAUGAGCCUCAGUUUGAGUAUGCGCAGCCUGAGCCCAGGAGCGUGCUGGACAAGUACAGAGAAGGCUCAGGUCUCUUUCUUGAACAGGCAGUUGGGAUCAUGGAGUGCGUCCUGAGGAAGUUUGGCUCCUAUGAGAAUUUUGAGGAGGUGACUGGUGGCAGUGUUCUGCCUAAAAGUCAGGUGUGGGCUGCUGUGCGCAAAUACCUGCAGAAAGAGGGCUGUGUGGGGGAGGUUGUUGUGCGUCUAUCUGAAGAGCUGCUGUCUCAAGCUGUGAUGGUGGUGGAAAGCUGUCGUCCUACUCUGACCAUUAACCUAUCUGGGGCUCGACAGCACUGGCUGGAGGGAAUGCUGAGACAUGAGAUCGGCACACAUUAUCUGCGAGGUGUGAACAACAGCGUGCAGCCAUGGGCCACUGCCGAAGGCAGGAAGCAGUUUGGACUUAAACCAGCUAAUCCCACAGAGGAGGGCCUGGCCAGCCUGCACAGCGUGCUGCUACGGAAACAGCCCUACCUGUGGCGCGCGGCUCUGCUCUACUACACAGUGUACCACGCCACCAGCAUGAGCUUCAGCCAGCUCUUCAGUCACAUAGCACGGUUCGUCCAGGACCCGGACGUCCGCUGGGAGUACUGCCUGCGAGCCAAGAGGGGACAGACGGACACCUCGCAGCCCGGUUGCUUCAGCAAAGAUCAGGUGUAUCUGGACGGGAUCCUCCGGAUUCUUCGGCAUCGAAGGACCAUUGACUUCAAAAUGUUAACUUCUUUAGGCAAGGUGUCUUAUGAAGAUGUGGAGAGACUCCGACAUCUGGCAGUGCUCUCCAAAACCAGAAUCCCGCACUUCAUGCGAGACCAGGAGCGGUACCUGCAACAUCUGGACCACAUCGUCACCAUCAAUGAGCUUGAGGAUUCAACUCUGGAGCAACUUCUACCGUGACCAUCCCACCCAAAGAGAAGAGGAACUGGAGGAUCUUCAGAUUCUACCAUGUGGUGACCCGAUUCUUGCUUAAGAGAUCCAGUAUUACUGAUGCUUUAUUGGAGCAAUUUUGUUUUCUUAAAACUUGAAUGACAUGAACAAAAGGGACAUACACACUAACACCUCUAUCUACAUUUCACUUGUGUCCAAUGCAUGUUUGUGUGGCUUUUCCACAGAGCCAAGUACAGUUUCUGUGCCCCGUCGCCUUUACUGCUAUUAUGAAAUUACCUCAGUACUAAAACUUUAUGAUGUAAUCAACUUUAUAAUGUAAACUCACUCAUAAUCACAGAAAUGUUCACAAUCACAUGCUUUAUUUAUGCAAUUAUUUAAGUUUUUUCUUUUUUUUACUUUGAGAAAACAGACUGAAUGUUUCUGGUAUUAGCUUUAUACGUUCUUUUUUAGACUGCGUUGUUUUUAUGCCUUUGAUUAUUUGCAUUUUAAAAAGAAGACACCAAGGACACAUUUCAAAACUGAGACCACGAAUCUUAAAGAUAUCAAGUGCCAGCAGACUCGGUCUGCCCUUCCACCAGGGAUAAUUAAAAUAUCAGUGUUAUUAAGAAGAUAAUCAGCUCUUUUAUCACUGUCUUAACAGUGUCCUUGGUGGUCUUUGAUCAUCAGUAUGCUACUGUGAUGUGUGCCUGAGCCCCUGACCCCAACUCCACCCCACUGCGCAACAACCAAAUUUUCCUUUGAAACGUCGGAGGAAUGGUUGAACAUUUUGGGUUGCUUACGUUUAUUGAAUAACUUGCACAAAAAUUUGCAUUUAAGUUACAGUUCCAGCCGGGCUAAACAUUCCCCAAUUAGUGUGUGUCGCUGUUGGUGGCCUUUAGCUGUGGCUUUAUAUUUAACUGAUAGUCUUUUCGGUGAUGGAAUCAGUCUCUUAUGACUCUGCAAGAGAGCAAAUGUAGGUAUUUCCCCUAAAAGUCUGUCUUUAUUGGAAAAUGUGCUAAAGUAACAUUUUUAAUACUGUGUUGGGCUUUUUGAGACCGUCUCAUCCAGACCGAGUCGCGUGUUAAGGAGGAAACGGGUGUAGUGGGUGUGCCUUUAAUGGGUGUAGCACUCAUCUGCUGUAGCUAGCCAUGUGUUUUGUAAGCUGCUUUUAUUGUGUUUGACACUUCAAACUUUAGAUGUGAGUCAGGGCAUUCAUUUUGGGCCAAGCUGUCAGUCAGCACAGAGAAACCAGAAGAACCAAGUCACAGCAGCAUCACGACACUAGCCUCGAGUUUUUAACUUAAAGAUGAAAAGACCGGGCCAACAUGUGAACUCUACGAACACGGUGCAUUUUAAACACUUGGAUAUGAAGAUCAACAUGUAACCCAAUUAUAUUCUGCUGUGUUUACGGUUUUAGCCACGUGAUAAGCAGAUAUUUUAGAUCUGACCUUAACGGCAGCCUGGUUUCACCUAAACGAAUGCACCGAUUUAUAAACGCACGAAUGUUGCAGAAGUGUUAUGUUGUGGAAAACAACUUGAAUUUCCAGUUUAUUUAUUAAAAUGUACACACACGG
Molecule: messenger RNA, 3337 nt
Organism: Pelmatolapia mariae (spotted tilapia)
Lineage: Eukaryota; Metazoa; Chordata; Actinopteri; Cichliformes; Cichlidae
Product: kiaa0895l
Exons: 7
Coding region: 243-1793 (516 amino acids)
Source: RefSeq, a predicted model, not a curated record